This is a messenger RNA of Marasmius oreades (fairy-ring Marasmius), 1373 nucleotides long. RefSeq lists its product as uncharacterized. Gene Ontology annotation, cellular component: cytoplasmic stress granule. The transcript is spliced from 4 exons. The record is from RefSeq and is a predicted model, not a curated record. NCBI's taxonomy places the organism in Eukaryota, Fungi, Basidiomycota, Agaricomycetes, Agaricales, Marasmiaceae. Bases 17 to 1360 code for a protein of 447 amino acids. Gene Ontology annotation, molecular function: mRNA binding. Gene Ontology annotation, biological process: mRNA splicing, via spliceosome.
GGAAAAGUUGCAGUCAAUGCUCUCCGUCCAUUUCCCAGCAUGUCGGUCACGGUUCUCGAGUUUAUUUCCUCAGCUGGGAGCGCGAUUCCUGGCUACAGAAGUUACUUCUGGUCGACAAAUCGAUAGGCGAACGAUACUAGUACACGGAGUCUCCACUCCCAACCAACUCUCGGACCUUCUUGACCAGGUUCGGGUUGGUCCACUUGAAAGUAUAUGCCACGAGUCUUCCGCAGAACGAGCGUUUCUGAGUUUUUUGGAUGCUAAUUCCGCUGGAAAAUUCGCUUCAAGACUUAUGCGAGUUAAACCUGAAGCGAAUGUUCGCAACUACAUUGGGGAAAACUCACACAAAGUAGCAGCUGAGGUCAUUGCAGCUGUUGGGUCACGCCAAGCUUCGAGGUGUAUUGUCAUCAACCCAAUGCCAAAAGGAAUAACGGAGGAUUCUUUAAAACAGGAACUCUCACGUUUUGGGGAAGUCGAGAAAGUGGAGAUAAUCAGGAAAUCGGAGGAAACGUCGUUUGGUCGAGUGCACUUCUAUAACAUUUGGUCAGCGUCAAUGGCAAACUUAACAUUGCGCAUGGAGGAUAGCAUGAAGGGAGCGAAGGUUCACUUUGCACCUGAGCGUCUCGACCUUGAUAUGCAACUAGCCCUAAAAGAAAUGAAGCAGCAUCCCGACGACACUCUAUCCUCUGAGCCAUUCACCGCUGUACUCACCGACUUGGCGAGUCCUGUCACUCUGAACAAAGUCUUAUCAUUGGUUCGAAGCGCGACUGUAGCUUCUCAAGGCGAAGUGCUGCAAAGUAUAGUUUCUCAGGCAGACGGACAAAGAUUCUACCUGAACUUUGUACGCUCUGCGGAUGCCCUUCUUUUCGUGAAUGCCUUCAAUUCACAAGUCCCAAAAGCAUUGCCAGAAGGCGGAAAGGUUGCACUAAUACCACCCCGGCGAUCAGCACUACCACGUAUUCAAACGAUCCGUGCAGUCCGCUUGGGGGCCACCAGAACCUUAGGUAUCUUUGGCAUAUCAGAUUGGCGGCGGGUGAAUCACGCUAGGAUAAAUGAUGACUUUUCAAAAUUCGGUCGCAUCAUCGACAUAUCGAUCGUGAAAGAAAACAACUGUGCCUUUAUUAGGUACGCGGACAUCGUUUAUGCAAUGAGGGCAGUCGAACGAGUUUUCAUCUCUAAUCGCCAAUUCCGACGAUAUGCUGGGGCGAAAGUCACAUUUGUGCAAGAAGAUCAAUCUGUCAUCCCACGAAUAAUGCCCGUUAGCAUCCCUACAAUAGAGGAGCAGGAGAAGGAAGAAAGUGACGGUGUUCAGGAGGCUCCUGCGGCUGAUAAAAUUUCUGAGGCGCUAGCAGUACAUUGAUGUUCAACUCCCC